AGCGCUUCGUCAGUUGCGUACUCUUCCGUUUAAGCAGCUUGUGACAUUUUUUUCUGUUACUACAAGAUGUUUACUUGGAUGAGCCGUGCGAAUUUCGACGAGGAUCCCGAUAAUUCCGCGUGCGAAGCCGCCAUGGAACUGCUAAGGAGACAACAGUAACUGGAAGGACUUCAUAGCAACACAGGCAGUAGUGGUGCCAUGGAUGAUGAAGAGCGUCUUGAGGGUGAGGAAGAAAUGGACUUAGAUGAAGCCUCCGAUGGUGAAGACGAAGACGAGGAAACAACAGGCAUUCCUGUCUCACCAGCAACCUCAGAUCAGUUGCUUGGCCCUGCACCAAUAACUCCUGGUAGCAAGGAAGCACAAAAGUUUGUUUCUCUUACAGUAACCCCAGAUGAAGCUUUUCAUGAUCCUUUAAGGUACCAGAAAUUUCCACUCCCUGGAGCAAAACCUUUGAAUAUUAGACGAGGUCCGGGUAGACCGAGAAAAGAACGUCCACCUGGAAUUACCCGCGGUGGAGGCGCUCGGAGACCUUUCGGAAGAGGGACUACCAGGGGCAAAGGUCUUGGGUACGCAAGAGGUAUACCACGGCGUACUAAGAGUAAAGACGAUGACACCCAUUCAGAAUCCCCAAGUCCUCUUCGUCUCAGUGAAGAUGUUGCUCCUGAUGGAGAAACAUCUAACACUGAGAGAUGCAUGCCGGCACCAGAAGAACCACCAUAUUUUCCAGAGCAGUGGCCAGGGAAAGUAUGUGCUUUAUGUAAUUUGGGUGAGAGGAGUCAACUAGGUCAAGGUGAAUUGUUAAGAUUUACCUGUCCUGAAGGUUUCACUCCCGAAAAGCCAACUAAUCGCGACGAUACAACAGAUCAUCUUAUUGAUAUAUCUACUGGAGAUAAAAGUCCACGUACAGCAGGCCCUGGUGCUGUUACUUGCCGGAGGCAAAAGAGUCUAGCUAAGUGCAGAAAUACUAGUCUAACAAAUUUUUCGGAACCAGUGGAGGAAUUAACCAUAGUGGGAUAUUCUGAGGAACCAGAGAUAGGAACAUUAUUUGAAUCUACCGGGCACUAUUACGUUCAUCAAUCUUGUGCUGUAUGGUCAAGUAACACUCAAGAAUUAACAACAGAAAUACUGAGUCCAACAAUAGUUCAAGCGUCGUUAAGACGUUGUGCUUACUGUUCUCAUUAUGGAGCUGGAAUUCCUUGCAAGGUGGCAUCGUGCAAUCGUUAUUUUCAUUUACCAUGUGCUGCGGCUUCGAGUUGUUUCCAGGAUACAAAAAGUAUGUCCCUCUUUUGUAGUCAACAUCUGGGACAGGUUCCACUUAUGUUGAACGGUGAUGUUACUUGUAUGCAGUGCUGUGGGAUGGGAGAUGUUUCCAACUUAGUAAUGUGUUCCAUCUGCGGCCAACACUAUCACGGUGGCUGCGUUGGUUUAGAACUAUUACCUGGCGUUAGGGCUGGCUGGCAAUGUGUAUCUUGCAGAGUAUGUCAAGUGUGUCGUCAACCGGAAGAUGUAUCAAAAGUAAUGUUGUGUGAACGUUGUGAAAAAGCGUAUCAUCCUAGUUGUUUACGACCAAUUGUUACAUCUAUACCUAAAUAUGGUUGGAAGUGUAAGUGCUGCCGUGUAUGUACGGACUGUGGUUCGCGAACGCCGGGCGCCGGUCUAUCAUCACGGUGGCAUUCCCAUUACACUGUAUGUGAUUCGUGUUACCAACAAAGGAACAAAGGUUUUUCGUGUCCUCUUUGUAGAAAGGCAUAUCGGGCGGCCGCGUACAGAGAAAUGGUUCAAUGUAGUGCAUGUAAAAAAUUUGUUCAUGGUACCUGUGACCCUGAGGCUGACCCGUUAACGUAUCAGCAUCAUAAAGAAGCUAAGCCUGACUACGAAUACGUUUGUCUACACUGUAAAAGUAUGGCGAUGGUGAAGAGGAAAGAUAGUAUUGAUGAUUUUGGUGGAGAUUUGAGUUUAAGUGGUACCCAGGACAGUCUGUACGGUGAUGGAGAUUCGUCAGAGUUUGAUUAUCAGGGAGGAUCAGAGGAAGCAUUGUAUUCUAUAGGUCUUGGGAAAGGAAAACCAUUCUGUGCAUCUAAAAUCGCGAAGAAACGAUUGGGCCUCGGAGGCGGAAUAAUCGGCCGACCGAAAGGAAUUGGUAAACUAGGAUAUCAAAAACGACAGAAGAUGACAGAAUUUGGAAGGAAGAGAGGUCCAAAAGCGAAGAUGCGAGGUAUUUUUGGAGUACCAGGCGUAGGAUUGCAGAGGCCAGUGUCGGACUCGUUUUCGAAAGAAGAUGAACCAGGCAUUGAAAACAGACUUGUAUUAUGCUCUGCGAAGGAUAAAUUUGUACUGACUCAAGAUAUUUGUGUGAUGUGCGGUGCAAUUGGCACUGACCAAGAGGGGUGUUUAAUUGCCUGUGCACAAUGCGGUCAAUGUUAUCAUCCUUACUGUGCGAACGUAAAAGUUACUAAAAUAAUUUUACAAAAAGGUUGGCGGUGCCUUGAUUGUACAGUGUGCGAGGGUUGCGGCGAAAGGAACGACGAGGGUCGUUUGAUCUUAUGCGACGAUUGUGAUAUCAGUUAUCACAUUUAUUGCAUGGAUCCACCACUGAAUUGUGUGCCUCACGGCACUUGGAAAUGUAAGUGGUGUGCGCACUGUCAAACAUGCGGUUCAAACGAUCCAGGAUUUAAUAGCAGUUGGCAGAAGAAUUACACGCAAUGCGGCCCGUGUGCAUCACAUUUUAUCUGUAUAUCCUGUCAGGAAGCAUACAAUGAAGGGGACCUAAUUAUACAAUGUAUCCAAUGCGAAAGGUGGUUGCAUUGUGCUUGUGACUCGAUUAAAAACGAGAUAGAAGCUGAGAAAUGUGCGGAAGAGGGUUAUAUUUGUAUACUUUGUCGUCCGAGGGAUGUCCCGCCGCCGCAUCUUUUAUCUGUUCUACCUAAGCCACAGCUAAAUAAAUAUCCUCGUUCACCGCCACCAACAUCGCGCAGUCCUGAUCUGUUCAAACCUUCUCCUCAACAGUAUUUGGUUGACGGAGUUUAUUUGUCUGAAGCUGGCAUGAAUCACAUAAAAUCGUUGACGUCUGAACACCAACAGACAAGAAAGAAGAGGAGAAAAAUGCACCCUUUGAUCGACAAGGAAGCAGAUAUAAUGGCUACGAUAGAAUCGGUAGUGGCUGGUGGAAGCUUAGACAAUUCCUUAGAAGAAAACGGAGGGAAACUAGAUUUAGAUGUGAAAGACGAACCUACGGAGGUACUCAAGGAGGGCAUGGUAUGGGCGUUGCGUGACCAGCCACCACCCGAAGGUUUUAGUAUCUAUACAACUGAGAACGGGAUACCGAUUUUAAGACGCAAACGUCAGCGUAACUUACAAAAGUUGGGGAUUGGAGGUUUUAUCGUCAGGCUGAGAGGCACUCGCAAGGAUAAAGAGGAAGAGGGAGAUCCAGAGAAAUCGUUGGAUUCAGUGGUUGGUGUAAACGAUGAUAAACCACGCAGGAAACCACAGAGAAGAAAACCAAAGACAAAACUCUCUGAAUGUUUUCCUCUCUAUAUGCAAGAGGCAUUUUUUGGCAAAGAUCUUAUGGACACGACCAAAGACAAGGAAUUGGAAAGCAGCAGCGAGUCGGAUAGCGAACGAAAUGCGUCUGCUAACGCAGAUACUAUUCAGCUGUCUCAAGAUGAAUUAAAAGCGAUGGAACAAGUUAAGGCGAAGCAAGAAAAGGAAGAGGAAAAAGUACCUCCAGAAACUCCUAUAAAACGGGAAGAAAUUAUGGAUGACGAAGGCAGUGAUCCAGAAGCUCUUGGCGAUAUCUUGCCUAUUUCCGAUGAUUUACUCGAUAGUGAUAUUGUUAAUACUAUAAUGAAUGAACGAAACGAGGACUUAACUAAAACUAACGAAGCGCCAGAUGGAUUGGAUGACGCGCCAGGAACAGCUAAAGAUGAAUUGACAGACAUUCUUAGUCCGCAUUUCAAUUUAGAGUCCAUGGUCAGAGAUACAGGUAUACCUAAUAUGGACAGUAAGGAUAUCGAAGAAAUAUUCAAAGGAGUUCUGACGGAUGAAUCUCAAGAGUCUCAAGAAUCUUCUGUCUUUUCUGUUCAAACCCAGCCUCCUCAUCCUACAUCAUCUUCGACAACACCACUUGUAUCACCUUCACCGCAUCCUGGUAUGCAAAGCACGAUGCCUAUAGCAAGACCUCAAAUAGCUGGGGCACUGCCUUCUGUUGGACAAUCUAAUUUAAGUUCUCCUAUGAGUUUUCCACCGCCCUCACCGUAUCAUUCGGAGUACAGCAACAGCCCUCAGUUCAGUCCAGCUUUCUACGAACCACCAAGUCCAUGCGUCAAUCCUGAUGAUGAAGGUACAUCAUCAGCAGGCAAUACUACAAUCUCGUACAACCAAAGAAGUAAUCUUAAAAUGGAAGCCGAUGAAGCUUUAGGUUCAGGAGCAACUAUAUCUUCUGUGCUUUAUGCAAAUAUCAACUAUCCUGAUUGGAAAACAGAGUAUCCAGCUUGGUCAGAUAGAUGUAAACAAAUACUGAAGAAAUGGCGUGCGCUACCCAAUGAUAAAAAGGCUCCGUACCUAACAUUGGCGCGAGAUAAUAGGGCUGCGAUUCGUAUGAAAAAGACUCAACAGAUAUCCAAGGAUAUACCAAGCACGACCCCAGUCACUGCAACAAGUGCACCUACCAUCAUCACCAAACCUGUCACAACUAUGACAUCAGCUCAAGUUUCUCCAGUAGUAGCUAUGGCCUCCAAUCAAAGGCAGAUCGGACUUUUGGCCUCGGUGGGCAGUGAAAAGACACAGGAUAAGAGCGGAAUGACUGUGUCUACGACAGGAGUGACAGUAUCGACGACUAGCAGUAAUCAUCAUGCGGAGGUGUGUGCGGUGCAGGGACCGCCGAAGCAGCUAACAUCUUCUUCCCCGAGUCCUUCUCCAACAUCCACGACACCCUCUUCUUCACCCAGGCCCAGUUCUGUCAACUCUAUUAAUUCCAUUAACAGCCUGGCGCACCAAGAGAUAUCCGGUGGUAGCCAGGCUAGAGUAGCUCAGUCGCCAGCCACGCCUUGCACAUCAGCAACUGCUUCUUCUUACUGCAACACGGGCGCCGGUGAAGGGCAGCAUCAAACGUCACCAUCCCAGCAACGUCCUACACCUGCUCACAUUACGAUCAGUACCAGUACUAUCGCUAACAGUCUGAGCAUCUCUCAGCCGUCCCCCACUACCAACGUUAUGGUGGGGGUAGGUCCUGUACGCCAAUUAUCCUCGGUAGACCACCAAAUUAGAGUGCUCACCCCAUCUGAAAUCAUGCGCACCCUUCCCUCCCUCAGCCAGGAGCACUACGAUCCGCCACCCACUGCAAUUAUUCACACUGUACCUGUACAGUCCCCGGCUAUGGAGCAAGAGAGACUUUCCAAUAGAGAUCGUUCUAGCAGAGAAGCUGAACAAGAACGUCAAUGGAAACAGUUACAAGCACUGCGCCAACAGCAAGCACAGAUUCAGCAACAAGUUAUUCACGAACAACGUGUACAUGCUAUCACUAGAGUCCAUAGACAAAUAAGUGACGAUAAUACAACUCAGAUAAAUGCUGACAAUACUACAGGAUUAACUACUCAGUUGCAAGUAUCCACAUCACAGGACGGAAAUCAUAUGGGACCAUUAGCUUCACCGUCGCCUGGAUCACGCAACACAUUUGCAACCCCUCCUGUGAAAGUUACGCGAGGUUUAACGCCUCAGAGCCCUCAUCAGGGCAUACCACGUUUACCCAAUCAACCCUGCCCAACGAUGACACGACCAGUUGGGACUGUGGUCAGACCCGGAAUGCCAAAUAAUUUUACGCAACCACCGUCUCCGUUUUCUCCUCAAGCGUCUCAGUCUCCUCAUGAUUUCCCACAAUCUCCGGCCUCGUCGCAGUCCCAAGAUCAUUUCCAACGAUUUGACAAUACCGAAGCUUACUCUCAAGGCUCCCAAACACCGAGGUCACAAAUCGCUGGCACACCGUCAUAUUCCACGUCGCCUAGGAGUGACGUUUUCCCACAGCCUCCAGGUACACCGCGGCCUAUCUUUAACACUCCUAGUACUCGACCGACUACUCACGUAUACGCACCAUCUCGUACACCUGACCCAUACAGUAGUCAACCUCCGACGCCUUCUCCCACUCCGAAUUACUCCUCCCCAAGACCAGAAUCACGGCAAGAUUCCCAACCACCCGAGGUUUUCAAUCAACAACCAGAAGUGAAUAGACAAUUGCGUGAUCUUUUACAAAGACAACAGUUUAGUAAAAAACUGGAACCCGUAAGCACUACGUGGAAUCAAGAUGGGCAGAGUAAUACGGAGAACAAUCAGCAGCAGUUCGACGCAAGUCACGUGCAACUUCCUCAACACUCUCAAGCAUCAAGCAAUACCGGAGAAGGCACUUUCAGGCAUCCUCUUCCGCCUGGUAUCGUCAGACCUAGGAUGCCCGUUCAACCAAAUGUUCUAAUAAGAGGUCAAAUUGGGUUAAAUACGAGACAUCCUGUACCAGGAAAUAUGGAUGCCAGAGUACAGAAUAUCGAUCCACGUACUAGAAUGAUCUUGCAAAGACCGCAAGUAGGCGCAACUAUACCUCAACAACAUUUCCAAGCAAGUCAGACUAUACAAACACGAAUGCCAGUUGCGAGAAAUUCUAUUGCAGAAUCGUUCGACGUCUUACAGCAACAAAGAUUUCCAGAUCCCAAUCAAGGGCAAAAUAUAGCGCAACGCAUGAUACGGACACCUCAGGAUAAUUUAAAUCAGGGAAUCAGAAUGUUGGGUCAACAAGGAGUUGGCAUAAGAGCACCUCUGAUACCAACGACAGUUAGUGAAACUACGGUUAGCCCUUCUGAACCAUCAGAAAUUCCUGAUAAUGUCACGGCAGAGCUUGAAAAGUUGGAGCAAGAGGCAGCACCGAUGGUCGAGGUCGAGGACGUGAGUGCAAUAUUAGGAGACCUAGGCGAUGAUGACGAUGAACUUCUUGCUGAAAUGGGAGCAGAUUUUAAUAUUUUGGAGUAUGCAGACCCCGAAUUAGAUAACAUUGCCGGGGGCGAGAAAACAAACAUAUUUGAUUUAGACUUGGAACAGGUCGAGGUAGAGACCAAAGAUGAAAAACAGAAAAAGGAAGUUAAAGAUGAGGAUCGAAAACCACCAGAGUUAGGCGCGACCAGUGCGGUGCAUACUGAUAUAAGUGACGCGAGUACGACCACUACGGUCCAAACACCGACAGAGACAUCCAACGCUCCGACGCAAACACAAACCGUGACUCCAAUCUCUGCAGCAUCACAAACGCCACAGCAAUCAUCCACGGUUAUGCCCCAAUCGCAUGCUCAAGCCGUGGUUGUGCAGCAACAAAUGCAUCAACACGUACAGCAAGCCGCGGCGAUGGGUAGACCUAUGCCUCCGGGAACUCGGCUGCUUUCGCCCGACGGAGCGGUCGGUGUCGUCACAUCAACUAACACCGUUACGGUCAGUUAUCCGUCCACAUUCCCUGGACAUCCUCAGAGGAUACCGCAAACACAUAUCCAAGUGCCACAACAGCAGCGGCUUGGUAUGAGAGUAACAGGUGUGCCAAAUGUGGCUGGCAGAGUAGUUGCCGUGAAUCAUAUGAUCGGUCCUCGUAUGCCACUUGCUCCGCCACCGCCUCCUCCGCCGUACCCCGGACCCCCGCCCCCUUAUCCUGGACCUAUACAGAUGGGGCUGUGCCCAGGUGGGCGGGGUAUGACGCGGCCCCCAGUCCAUAUAGGGCACCCAGUACCAGUGGCGGGUCCACCGAUGGCCCCUGUGGUACAUACUGGUACGCCCGCAAUGACACCUCACCCUCACCGAAGACCCUUGCUUCUGCAGUCGUAUUCACAGGAACAACCAUUAUUGCUGGAGGAAUUGUUGGAGCAGGAAAAACGAGAGCAGGAGAAGCAGCAGCAGCAGCAACAGCAACAACAACAGCAGCAGCAACAGCAGCCGCCGCCGCCGCCGCAACAGCAGCAGCAGCAGCAGAGCGAGAAUACGAGCGCCGGAGGACCACUUCUAAGUGACAGUGAGUUUGAACAAAUUAAAGCAGAUAUUUUGGAAUCUGCACCCCUUGCUUCUCCUCCACAAGGAAUUACAUCAGUACCUGGAGGAGUUCCUGUAAUUAGGCCAUCUUGUACAUCAAGCCCACCAUCCGCUCCAGGUACCAAUUGGCAGCAGUCAGUACCAGACGCCACGAAAGUAGUCACUCAAGUGCCCAGACAACCAAUCGCCACCCAGACACCGCCAGAACCGAGGGUAGCCACGUUCAACGUCUCCCAGAUUCCUGCCCCACCCACGCCGCCGGAUACCAUUGCGAACGAACAGGACCGGCAAGUGCAACUGCAGUACGAGCAGUGGCUAAAUCAUCAGCGUCAAGUGUUGACACAGCAGUUGAAGUAUUACGAAACUGAGGUACAAAAGCUGCGUAAAAUACGAAAAUCCCUUAAUAGCAAACAACGACAGCUGCGAAAGUCUGGGAACGAAUUGACCGAGAACGACGCGGCCGAGUUGCAACGUAUUUCCAGCGAGCAAUCGAUACUGCAGAAACAUUUAGACGCGAGCCGUAAGCAAACCCGGCAACACGGCAUGUUGAUACAAGAAUACCAAAGUAAACAGCAGCAGAGACAGCCUCAGCAACAAAACAGCGAACCAUGUUCGCCGUUGAUGUCUCCUUCUCAACAUUCGCCAAUGCACAGUCCCGCCGCGCUUGUUUCUCAAAGUCCGGGCCCUGGUAACGUUGCAUCGAGCAUGAUACAACAUUCACCGGCGACUCCCAUUAUUCAACACAGUCCUAAUCCACCGUUGCUGCAACACAGUCCCGGUAAUCCACAGUCGGGAAAUCCGGGAACCAUGUCGCCCCAUAACAUGCAACAAUCGCCACGGAUCGGCACUCCGCACUCGCAGAACGAGGAGAGUCCCUUCAGUCCUGGAGCGAUGCCGUCGCCGGGAAUGUGUGGCCCUUCGGCAACUCGUAUGACGUCGCCGCAACAUCGUGCGAUUAUUACUGGAAGACUCGCAACUAGUCCGGGUGCCUUCACUCCAGACACUAGAAGUACCCAACAAAUUAUCAAUGAUCAAGCAGUCAGAGUUCACGGUCUUACUCAACGUUUCGUCCGUCCACCCGCCAUUGGAGAUCCAGGACAACGACCCAGAUUGCAGCUUCAAGGAGGAAUCGUGUAUGGUCAACGGUCUCCGCUUGGAAGCCCGCAGUCUAAUCAACAGUCUCUGAUGACUCAGCAACACCAGCAAAUGCUCCAAAGGCAGCAAAUUCUUCAACAACAGCAGCAGCAGCAACAACACGAGGCCACUGGGAUUCUUCAAGAUGGGCAGAACGCGAUGACUCAGCGCACGUUGCAAAUGGCGCAACAAAGGCAACAGAUGCUUCAGCAGCAGCAACAGCAGCAAAUAGCUCAACAACAGAGACAACAGUUUCUACAAAUGCAGCAGCAGCAACAGCAACAACAACAGCAGCAGCAGCAGCAACAUGUAAUGCAAAAACCGCCGAGUUCUCCGAUGGUGUCUCAACCUGCAAAUUCCCCAAGUCCUCAGCUUCAUCAACAGAUGCAACAGACUUACGGGCAACCUCCGAGUUCUCCUAUGCCUCGUAGUCCCAUGGUUCAACAGACUAUGGGUUCUCCUAUGCUUCAGCAGCAGCUGAGUCAGACAUCGCAACCACCCAGUCCAAUGAACUCAAGAAUGCAUCCGCACCCGCCAAGUUCACCAAUGAUAUCACAGUAUCAACCACCGAGUCCGAUGUCACGAAACCACCCUUCGACGUCGCCGAUGCUCCAGCAUCAGUUGAAUAAUGCGCAUCAUCCACCGCCGUCUCAACCGCCUAGCUCUCCCAUGCCGCGCAGUCCUAUGGUCGGUGGCUCGCCUAUGCAGAUGCAAAGAAGACAAUCUACCGGGAACAGUCCAGCGAUGCCAGAUCGACCACAGAGCGUGGAAAAUCCUGGAACUCCAAGAACACCGCACACUCCUCACACGCCUCACACUCCGCAUAAUUCUUACGCGACUCAGACAUCGAACAAUAUGUCUGUACAAAGUGAUCAACAGCAACAGAUGCAACAACAGCAUCAACAUCAACAGUCUAUCCAGCAGGAACAGGCGUCUACGACGACGGAGCAUACGAAUAGAGGAGGAGGAAACCCGCAUAAUCCUCUAAAUCCAUUACCUUUCGGACGGUUUGGUUACAUCAAGCUUGGAUUGAGGGGUGGUUCUCCUAUGUGGUCUACUAAGGCAGAGACCAGCAAAGGGAAAACUUCUGAAUCGCAUCUUUUAAACAUGGAGGAGAAACCAAACACGUCUGUGGUUGUGCACAGAAAAACUGGUAUACCGCAGUCGAAGAUUAACUCUCUGGUAUGCGCAGAUUAUAAUGAUUUUGACGAUGACUCGCACACACCACCUCAAACUCCACCGACCUCUAUAGAGACUAAACAAGCUACUUCAUUAUCAGACAAUGGACCCUUAACGUUGGGCAGUCCCAGUAACAAGUUGGAACCAAUACCCGAUACGACUGAUUAUGACGACGAUAAAACUAUCGUGAACACGGAAGUGACUUUGAGUUCCACAGCCCAGCGUGAUAGUGACGAUAUUACCGUGAUAGACCAAUUUGGAGACUCAGAACUUGAUAUGAUAACGGGGACGCUAGAAGGCGAUAUGCAAGAGGAAUAUGUACUUUUUGAGCCUGGCGUGGUUGUGGAUUUGUCAGCAGAUAGCAAUGAUUCCCUGUGUAAUGCAUUAGUCAACGAAGGGAGUCAAGGGCACGACUUAGUGCAAAUAUUGGAAAUUGAAAAUCCUGAAUCUCAAACAGACGAUCCGAUAUUGAGCGACGAGGACCUCGUGUCUUCUCAUACAAGGAACAAAAAGGGCCUAAGGCUGGAUAUAAUAAGAACCUUACAGUCUGGUAAGAGGCUAGUAGCAGUUACGGACACUCCGGAGUCACCGGAUCAAGAAGAACUUCGUGUGGAUCCAUCGCCUGGAUCGUACAUAGACCAAUCGCCCGAACAAGAUCUCAUGGUGUCUUUCGUUAACGAAUCGGAAGUCGUGAUCAUCGAUCCCAGUACAAAAUCGCCUGAAGAUAACUUGUCUAAAGAAUCGUGCACGGAGGAAGUCGAGAAGACGGAUACUGCUAGUGUUUCCGAGAUGCCGAAAGAGAAUACUAUCUUGGAAAGUGCUGCUGAAGAUGAAUCAAAGACGCAAAAAGAAUCAAAGCCGAGGAGUCCUACAACGUUUGUAUUCUCCGAAAAAGUACUUUACAAUCAAAUUCCGCCGUCAAGCAUGCAUCAUGCCAACAUUGGUGUACCUUCUACGUGCAAAUCCAUAGUAUCAUUAUCAAUCUCUUCAAGUACAAACGUUAGUAAUGGCAACACGGACACUGUUACUGGUACGUCCACUACUAUAUUAGUGGUAACGGACGCUACUAGUAAAUCGACGCCAAUUUUUACGACCCUGAGUAUAACAAAAGAGACCGUUCCGUCUUCCUUCAAUAAUCAAAAGCAGUUACCAUCGUCGAUGGCGAGUAUCGUAGCAGACGCUAAAAUUGCUGCCAAGCUCAGUCAAACAGCAUUGGAGAACAUGGCCAGCUCUCAACAAAAUGUGACGCAAGUAGAACCGUUACCUAAAAUCAGUUUACCGAAUUUGGAAGUUCCUAAGCCUCAGAUAACGAGUUCGGAUAAAGUCGUAUCGUCAGUGCCUAAAAUCCCGAAUGAAAUCACUAGUUUUAUCCAAAAUAUAGCUCCGAGCACAGUAGAGACGACAAGCAGUCCUACGAAAUUGAUCUUGAGCGUUCAACCAACGUCAGUCACAUUAUCGACGCCAAAAAUGUCGAUACCAGAACUUCCUAACAAAGAAAACGAAAAUAAAUCUGUCGUGGUCACCAAGGAGAAUCAGCCAGAAAUAUUGGAAAAAAAUGUAAAGGUUCAAAAUGAGAAGGACGAAACAGAUCAUUUAGCAAAAAAUUCGGAGGAAUCUGAUACGGCGGAUAGUUUGAGUGGAAACGUGGCCGCAAGCGUAACUUUGAGUCAAGAGUCAAAUCUAUCCGAUGACAAGAAAAGCGACCCUUUGAAUACCACUGACGAAUUGGAAAGUAUGCUCGAAGCGAUUCAUAAUCCUGCAGAAAAUACCAUAAAUAGAGAUAAUUCUCAUACGGAGAGUAAUAAAUCAGACACGGCUUCUUCAUUGAAAAGGAUAUCGCCAGUUACGGACGAUUUGUCAUUGGUAAAUAUUUUGGAGAACGAUUCGGAACCGGUUGAAAAUGAAAGUAAAGAAGAAAACGUAACGACGUCUGAAGCUCAGAAAAUAAACAGUAAAGCGAAAGAUAUUGAGACUAGUAUCGCAGACAACACUAAUUCUAACAUACCCCCGAAAGAAAAGAAACACAAUGAAUUGUGUACAGAAGUCGAAACGAGUAAGCCUUAUGUCCAACAUUGUCUCAAUGAAGAAAAAGGUAUGAUGGAGGAAUCAUCGGACGAUAUAUUGGAUAUGCUACAGAACAUUAUAUCAUCGAAGCCAGAAAUGGCGAACAGCGACAUGCUUCAAGAAGACAGAUCAAGAAAAUCGAGUAUGAUGUACGACCUACCAACACCUUUAGAUACUCUGCCUCUAAACAUUCUUCAAGACUCCUUAAUGGAUUUGGAGCAAGAACAUUCCGACAAUGAACAUGUCUUACCGAACGAGAACAAACCACUAAAAGCGCAGAAAAGCAGUCCGCCACCUCCGGAGCCUACGCCUAAGAGGAACUCUCCGAUCCCGCAGCCGAAUACUCCUUUGGUUGUAAGUACUGUAGCGCAGUUACAGAAAUGCACUACAACGGUACCUCAUCUUUCUCCUCUGUCGAAACCUACAGAAUUAACAUCAAACGUCGCCAACGUGUCGCAUCAGCUGAGAACAUUAUUAUCUUCGCUACAAACUAAUCAUUCGCAAAAUUGCACAACCGUAAGUCAAACCGCCAUGAUCACUAUGGUGUCAUCGGCGAUUUCGGGUCCAAAAACGGGAAACAUACUAACUACAAUCAGCACAUCCUCGCCAAAUUCUGUAAAUAAUCUUCAUAGUAACGCAAACGUUCGGCUGCAGUCCUCCAUGAUCACAUCUCAUCCGACGAUCACGAGCAAACCUGAUCUAGAGACGACGGCGACAGCGACGACGUCCACGUCGACGACCAGUUAUACCCCACAUACAAAAGAAAGUACAAAUUCUACAGUAAGCGUUGUUUCUACUUUGUCUAAGGUCGCUCCAUCGGAGUCGUUUUUACGAAUCACUUCCAGUGGAGUACAAUUGCAAGCUACUUCUACUAAUAGCCUCUCCCUGCAAACGUCGUCUGUGAUGAGCCCAAGACUAUCGACACAUUCGGGUAUCUCGAUUACUUCAAAUGCGAUGUUGAAUGCGAUGCUGGCUGGCACGAACUCUGCGAAACCUUCAAUCGCUGGACAUCGGACGAAUACCGUUCCGACGCAGGCCAGCAAUUUGUUGAGCUCGGUAAUGGCAACUUCCGUGCAACGGACGCAGAGUCUUCAAGCUAUCCUGCAAGUGAGUUCAGCCGCCUCCUCCUCGGCACCUUCUCGCGUGGUGGUGAACGCCACGUCAACGACAGUGACAACGUCGAUGCAAUGUGUUAGAACCAUCGUACCUCCCAUAGUGACCGCGAGUACCAACAGCAUUAACGUUAGUACCAGCAUAUUGCAAUCUACUUUGUCUCAAACACCUACACUUCUCCAUUCUCAACUUACGUCUGGUUCCGGAAGUUAUAAAUCAACUACUCACUUACCGGUGGAGACUAAGAAUGCUGAUCUGACGCAGACUGCGCCGUCGAAAAAAGAGCCGGAAGAAUCUAAUUGCAAACCACAAUCAGUACUAGAGAAACCGUCAACAGUUAGAUCUGAGAUAGAAAUAAAUAAAAGUUCAGCAGGUUCUCACAGAAUGGAGGAAUCUCAGAAUGUAUUAUUAAAGCAAUUGCUGCAGAAUUCUGCAUGUGCAACGACUACUCUAUGCUCUGGUUCUUCGCAAGGUCCUAGUUUGCCUAUAGUACCAUCUUUAGAAGCGCAACUAGCGAGACCAGUACCGCCUACUCCAUUUUCUGUUCUACCGCCUUUGGUCAACGAAGUGCCAGCACCUAAGACUACCGGUAAUAAACAAGUCUUAAACAGGGAGACGUCGUUCUUGUCGCAGUCAGUAACACCUUUGAAAGUGCAAAGUCCACCGAUUAAAGAAGAACCGCCGAAGCCACCUCCACCCUUAACAACUUCUGCACCGAUCCUCUCUCAACAACGGGUUGAUACAUUUGUAAAGCAACAGAUAACUACGCAACCUGCCAAGACCACUUUGACUCAAGCGAACCAACAACCAACGAUGACGAUUACUAAGCAAGUACCGCCGUCGCUCUCGGUCAAGACCACGGAAACAACGACCCCCAUCGUGAAGCAAGAACCAUCGACCAUUAAUCAACCACCGUCGAAACCAGCUAAUGAUAUCAUCGUCAAUAGUACCGCGCCCAUUCAGCAACAACAGUGUGUAUCGACUCCCACGGCCGUGUCACGAGUGAUACCACAAGCGAAACCAGUGAUCACAACUGUGACUAGUAAAUGUAUACAGUCGACGACGCAAGUAUCGAGUACCGUUCAAGCGACGCAGCAACAACCGCUGACGCCUAUCACGGCAGCGCAGCCACCGCCACCACAGCAGACCCAAGUACAGACUCACCCCCAAAUACCGGUCACCCAGAAAACGAUCGCCUCGACCCAGCAGCAGCAGCAGCAACAACAACAACCCCCACAACAUGUAAACACAAUACCGCCAUCAGUGCCUCAUACGGUGUCUCACACGGUGGGCCACCAAGCCCAGGCGUCACAGGGUGCAAAUGCACAACACACAGUGCCUUUAAGGGAAGUCAAAAAUGAAGUUCUUGAUGAAGUUCUAUCUAGUGGUACACCUACCCAAUUAACUGAUACCAAAGACUUUCUUACUGCCAAAGAGGAGCUUAUUGACGGAUCGAUUGACGACAAAACUGAUCUCAAGAAGUUGAAAAGGCGACAAUAUCAACAAAAACGGAAGCAAAGUCAGGGAAAGGACCAGGCGACAGCACCGCAAAAGAAGCGUGCUAGAAAAAUAUCUCGCUUAGAUGAGGAUUAUGACACGUUCAUUGACAACUUAAUGUCACAAUUACGGCAACUUCAGCCAAUGGCAGUAUUAGAACCACUUUUAGGCAGAAAUUACGGCGUGUGUCCUAUCUUUGGUUCGGGAGAUCUGACGAAAAUCGGCAGUCAAAAAGAUUACAACACGAGGACGGGAGACUUAGUCGGUUCUUAUGGAUCCGCUACAUUGCCGGGUGUAUCCGAUCACUACAACACUCAACCGUUCGGCGAAAUGGAACCCCUGCCACCUCAACAGCCUGUUUCUACUCAAAGAGGAUUUUAUGAUCAAGAAUUUCCACCUCUUAAAUUGGACGAUUCCGAUGAUAAAAAGGAGAAUUCUUUAUCAAUGAACCGCGACGUCGACUCCCCGGACACGAUAGUCAGUUCCUCCUCACCCGAGUGUGUUAUCCCGGAAUUUAUACAUCGAUUCCCGGGAUUAAGAUUGAUCGAGGAAGAGUCGGACGAGGAAUCGGACUGGCUGAAACGAGUGUCACCCGUCAUACCUUUAAUUUCACCGAUACCAAUCAGAUUAAAACCGACUUAUGUCGGCAAAGACAUUGCUAAACAAGAUAAAGAGAAUUUAGGAGUACCACGGCUUGGAAAAUCACCUCCAAUAGCCUUGAGGGAUGGCAAUGUAACAGUUACAUUGACUUUGAAUAGUCAGGCUGCAGACGACAUAAUGGGAGUACUUAAGGAUUUGGCUAAUAUCUUAAAUAUAGCUCCUCCCACUAGUUACCAGAUAGUAGAACGUACUACUACUCCCCCUAGUCAGAAAUUAGGUCUUUAUAGAAUCAAGGGAAAAGAUGGUAAAGAGGGAGCCCCGAUUGAUAUACAAAGUAUUUUGAAUGGCGCCGCUAAAUUCUGUCGUCAUUGCGAUGUUGUGAUAUUGAAUAGCUUAAUAAGAAAGAAAGUAUCCGAUUUACCAUUUUUAAGUAAAGAAGAGGCUGAGCCCGGCGAUGAGUUAUGUUUCUGUUCGGCAGCCUGUUAUAUGCAAUUUGCUCUUAUGCACAGAACACCUUCGAACACCCAAGACAAGGCUGCAAUGAUAGUUGAUCACUUAUGUCAUAAUAAAGUAGACAAGGUAUUAGACGAUGAUUUCAAGAAAGGGAAAAAAUAUAUGUUGAAACCUCCGGUUGAUCAUACCGAAAGUAUAGAAAUCGAACAGACAGAAAAGGAAACUGAGGUGAAGAUUAAAAUAGAGAACGAGGAACAAGACGUUCCUGAGGCGAAAGACGAAAUGACAGAAGAUAAACGGCCAAAGAAACAUACGACCGAAGAAUCCUCCAUUGACUCGGCUGAGACGCAACAACCACCUUCGAAAGUAUGGAGAGGUUUACGGUACAAGACGUGGUCUCUCGGCUCGAUGCAACCUCAAACCAAGUACAAAAAACCAAAUGAUAAAGAAAUCACAGAGAUGCUCUUCCGCUUGGGGGUAACCGUGGUACCUGCCAAAACGGAAGACAGUCGACGGUGCAUGUUUUGUCACAGUCAAGGUGAUGGUACAGCCGAUGGCCCCGCUAGACUACUUAAUUUUGACGUUGACAAAUGGGUGCAUUUAAACUGCGCCCUUUGGUCAGAAGAUGUGUACGAAACUGUAAAUGGUGCCUUGAUGAAUCUUGAUACUGCUUUGCAACAUAGCCUUGUAUUAAAUUGUAUCGUUUGUGAGAAACCGGGGGCUACCGUAAAAUGUUUUAAAAUGCGCUGUACCAACGUAUACCAUCUUGGCUGCGCUGUUAAAGAUGGCUGUGUUUUUUAUAAGAAUAAGAGUACCUACUGCGCUCAGCAUGUGCAAAAAAACGAGAAAGAUAAUGAACUGACCACGCUUUCCGUCUACCGAAGGGUUUACGUGAACCGUGACGAGAAUAGACAAGUCGCAGCUGUGAUGCAUCACUCGGAACAUAAUCACCUGCUGAGAGUCGGAAGUCUGAUAUUUUUAAGCGUCGGGCAACUGCUUCCGCAUCAACUCACCAAUUUUCACACACCGAACUACAUAUACCCCGUCGGAUACAAAAUCGUCAGGUUUUAUUGGAGCAUGAGGCGGCCGAACAAACGCUGCCGGUACGUGUGUUCCAUCCACGACGUUUCCGGUCGCCCCGAGUUUCGCGUCUUGGUACAAGAACCUUUACAAGAAGACGUCGAACUACGAGACGCGACUCCUCGCGCUGUGUGGAGCAGAAUCCUCGAACCACUCGCCGAACUUAGAAAAACAACACAUAGCGUUCAACUGUUCCCGCGUUACGUUUCCGGCGAAGAUCUGUUCGGACUGACAGAGCCGGCGGUUGUUCGUGUUCUAGAAAGUCUUCCAGGCAUCGAGACUCUGACCGAUUACAGAUUUAAAUACGGUCGAAAUCCUCUAUUAGAAUUACCGUUAGCGAUUAAUCCUACCGGCAGUGCGAGAACAGAAGCUCGUUUACGGAAUCAACUACCCUGGAAAAGGCCGCACACGCAGCGGACAGGCAACUCUGCUCGGGCGGCCUUCGCUCCGACCGCGACCGUUGCAGGCGAAGUAGCGUGUCCCUAUUCGAAACAAUUUGUCCAUUCUAAAAGCUCGCAGUACAAGAAGAUGAAGCAGGAGUGGCGGAAUAACGUAUACCUAGCGCGCUCCAAGAUACAAGGUCUGGGGCUGUACGCUGCGCGCGAUCUGGAGAAACACACAAUGGUCAUUGAGUACAUUGGGGAGAUCAUCCGUACUGAAUUGGCCGAAACCAGGGAGAAGCAAUACGAAGCAAGGAAUCGUGGUAUUUAUAUGUUCCGCUUGGACGAAGAGAGAGUGGUCGAUGCGACUUUGUGUGGGGGUCUGGCAAGGUACAUCAACCACUCUUGUAACCCGAAUUGUGUCGCUGAAAUCGUUGAGGUUGAACGUGAUCUUAGAAUCAUAAUCUUUGCGAAGCGGAGAAUCUCACGUGGCGAGGAGCUGGCAUACGAUUACAAAUUUGACAUUGAAGAUGACCAGCACAAGAUAGCAUGCGCAUGUGGCGCGCCUAACUGCCGCAAGUGGAUGAACUAAAGAGCUCGAUCCACCGUUGUUAUUGUUACUACGUUAUUGGGUAGGUUUUACAUGAAGAAAAGAAUUAUAUAUAUAUAAAUAUAUAAAUAUAUAUGAUAAACACAUUAUUUAAUUUGUAAAGUGCCAUUGCAGUUUGACUAAUUGAUUCAUAGUGAAGUUGGUGCUAUGCCAUCACAACAUUCCUCCAAAGUUGUACAAUAUUAGUUUUACUUUACAAAACAUAGAGACAUUGAAUCGCUUGUAUAUUACGGACACUCUUUGAGGACACGACACGGAGUAAUUGCAAAAAAAAAUAUAACAAAUUUUAUGGGUCGUGUGUAUGUAUACAGAAAGUUUGUAUCUUUGUAUGUUGAAUAGUGUCAACGUCCGGUUGAUCGAUAUUGUAAUAUAAAUCGUUUAAUAAUUAUUAUUACAUUGCACUGUAUUUGUACAUACGUAGAGGUCCAUGUUAUUUUGAAUCACCAGAAGAUGAAUUAUGUAAAGUAACAGUAUCUAAUUUAGAAUUAUAUACAAUUAUAUCUAUUUCAUUAUAUGAUAAUAAAUCCGUACAAAAUCUACUGAUCUAUUUCGUUUUUGUAUAUCCUUUUUUUUUUCUCGUAUAAUUCGAUUUGUCAACGCUUCGUGUGUAUGUAAAUAAAUGAUAUUCGCCUUUGGAGCCUUUUUGCCGUGAAUAGAUGCUAUUGCGUGAAUUGCGAAUUUACCAAACGUCAGAAAUACGAAAGUGGUCACGUCUUUGUUGUUAAAUAAACUUUCUUUGGUCACACACGAUUUGUAAAUGAAUCGCAGAUUUAUAUAUUCUUAAAAAUGUUACAAUUGCAUAAUGAAACUUAAAGCGAAACUUGUUUUUUACAAACACUUGUAAGCAAAAUCAAUUUUUGAAGUGCGAUUUUAUAGCCGAAACUUACCUUUUCAUAUUCGAUCGGUUCGACUUGUAUGAAAACGGCAGAUGUAAAGAAACAAUGAUUUCUAUAGGUGAGAGUGAAACAAUAACAUAAAAACGAGAUCAUGUUCACAAUUUUAUUUUUAUAACUGUAAAAUAAUAUUUACAAAUGAAUAUAUAUCGCAUGUACACAAAGUACACAGUCGUUUUUCCAAGUUUCGGUAGUUAGUAUAAUAAAAGAAUACGACAAACGCUAAAAUAAUAUUUACAUGAGUAUUCUCGAUUCUAUGUGUGUGUCGCAAGUAAUUUAUACAGAACAAGUAUAUCUCCGACGAAGUCUUUGAAAUGUUUAAUUCUGUUUAAUUGGAUAAGAGAGGAGAAGACGCGAGAAAUACUUUCCGCAUCCGUGGGAACGUAAUGCGGACGCAUUUGUAUGAACGCUUGGGGGGUAAAACAAAGUGAAAGGGAUGGCGCGAUUACGCAGAUCGUAAAAAUAUGCAAUAAUGCAAAUGAAAAGCGAGUAAUAGUGUGAUCGGUGAAAAAAUUAUACGAACGUAAAUGCGAAGAAGUAAUACAUCGUGAGGGAAAUGUAUUUUAAAUGCAAUUCUUUGGCAUUUAUGCACGUUACAAUUGUAAGGCGGUCUAAAACGUUACAACACCGUGUGUAAUCUAUGUACAGUUUUAAAAAAGUAACUAUCACUUUAAGCGUAAAAGUAAGUAUGGAGACAAGGUACGACGCUUACAAAAAACCACUUGCGUAUACUACUUAUAUGUAUAUUCGACGAUUUGGACAACAAUAUAUUGUAAACAUUUCGCUAUAUAUAAUAUAUAUAAACCGGCUUUCAUCUUCCGCAGAUUUUGUAAAUUGAUACUGAUCGGUAUGCUGCGCGGCUGAACGUAUACUCUGAGUGUAUAUUGUAUAUUGUUUCUAACGCGAUGAUAAAAUCUAGCGAGGAUUUUUCGAGUAUUUAAUCUUUAAAAGAAAAAGAAUUAAUAGAAAUAAAACGAGGAGAAGUUUCACCGUGUUCAGUGUAAUUUUUUGUUGUCAAAGUACGUAGUACAUUUAUAAUAGCAAAUGGUUGUCGAUAUCGUGUUUAUUAAAUUUCGUAGCUGAUUAGAAUGAUUGUGUAACAAGUCUUAUUCGCUUUCUCAUUUCUUAACGUCGCAUUAAGUUUUCCCUGAAGAAGGAUUUCUGUCAAACGUUGCUUAUACCGUUUAGACUGUUUCCGCAACAUCUGUCCCCUUUUCGGGUCAUCGCGAAGAAAUCAGUUAACAAACUUCGUUUAGGUAAGGACUCGAUCAAGGUGACAAUUAGUACCAGUUUGUAAUUAAAUCCUGAGGUAUGUCUUAAUUUUAGAUAUUAAGUUGUAAUAAAAAUUUUUGAUGAUAUAA
Molecule: messenger RNA, 20407 nt
Organism: Ceratina calcarata
Lineage: Eukaryota; Metazoa; Arthropoda; Insecta; Hymenoptera; Apidae
Product: histone-lysine N-methyltransferase 2C
Exons: 34
Coding region: 199-18135 (5978 amino acids)
Biological process (GO): nervous system development; positive regulation of transcription by RNA polymerase II
Cellular component (GO): MLL3/4 complex; nucleus; nBAF complex
Molecular function (GO): histone H3K4 methyltransferase activity; protein binding; transcription coactivator activity
Source: RefSeq, a predicted model, not a curated record